GAAGCCGAUAAGCCCUCCGAUAUCGACACUGAGCUAUCGAUAACUUCCCGAAUAGCUCUUAGUCGCUUACAACUCGCCAAAUUUCUCCCAAGUCGAGAACAAUCCGAUCGCAAAGGCGUUUCGAGCUCAACUGGCGUAGUGAAGCUGGCUACGAUACCUAGGCAUAGACCUUACGCCAGCGAAGCAACCCAGCGUCGAAAAUGGCGACCCGGCGCAUCAUAUCGCCGCGCUCACCGUUUGGCCUACCCUUCCGAGCUAUAAUAUCGCGGUCGUACUCCUCGAGCAGCGCCGCGCACCAUACGGUCCCGUUAGCAUUCGAUCACCAUACGCCCCCGAAAGGCGGCCACGAUCAUAAAGAUUCGCCUAUAAUAUUUAUGCAUGGCUUGUUUGGGUCUAAGAAGAAUAACAGGAGCGUGAGCAAAGUCCUCGCUCGCGAUCUUAAGCGUCAUGUCUACACGGUGGACCUGCGCAACCACGGCGAAACCCCCCACGCGCCGCGCCACGACUACCUCGCCAUGGCCGACGACGUCGCAGGCUUUAUUAGCGACCACGGCCUACGGGAUCCGACCCUAAUCGGGCAUUCCAUGGGCGCCAAAACCGCCAUGGCGCUCAGCCUAAAAGAACCCUCCCUAAUCCGGGACAUCGUCUCAGUCGACAACGCACCAGUCGACGCCGUCCUCGGUACCUCCUUCGCGCACUACAUCCAGGGGAUGCGGCGGAUCGAAGAAGCCGGCGUAACGCGACAAUCCGAAGCCGAUAAGAUCCUGCAGGAAUACGAGCCCGACCUGGCGAUCCGGCAUUUUCUGCUGGGGAACCUGUCCCGCCCGCCUGCGGAAGACGGUACUGUGUCCCCGACGCAAAAGUUCCGCGUACCGCUUGAUGUCUUGGGACGCUCGUUGGGACACCUUGGGGACUUCCCGUUUAAGGACCCCGGGGAGAGGCGCUUCGAGAAGCCGGCGCUGUUUGUACGCGGCUCGCGUAGUACGUAUGUGCCCGACGAAGUAAUUCCGCUUAUUGGGCAGUUUUUCCCGCGAUUUACGCUGGUUGACAUCGAUGCUGGACAUUGGGUUAUUUCUGAGAAGCCAGAGGAGUUUCUUCGAGCGGUCAUAGAGUUUCUCACACCAAAGGAGUGAACGAGUAAACAAAUGAAUGAGAAUUAGAACGAGCUUUGCAUAUAUUAUAUCUGCUUGUAUAAUCGUGUAUCAUUGCAUCGGGGGGAUAUCAUAUAGACAGAGAGAGAAAGAGAACUAUGUACAUAGCCACCGCAUCGUAGGCGUUCA
Messenger RNA from Daldinia loculata, 1280 nucleotides. RefSeq names its product mitochondrial hydrolase. Gene Ontology annotation, cellular component: mitochondrion. Bases 201 to 1133 code for a protein of 310 amino acids. The record is from RefSeq and is a predicted model, not a curated record. NCBI's taxonomy places the organism in Eukaryota, Fungi, Ascomycota, Sordariomycetes, Xylariales, Hypoxylaceae. The transcript has 5 exons.